Messenger RNA from Paramecium sonneborni, 1517 nucleotides. NCBI's taxonomy places the organism in Eukaryota, Ciliophora, Oligohymenophorea, Peniculida, Parameciidae. The record is from the annotation of a GenBank genome assembly.
UAUGAAUCGAAAUACUAAAAAACAUCAAACUCAAUUAUAAACAAAUAUUCCUCAUCUUCAUACAGGAACUACAAUUGCUGAUAAGUUUAUAUUAUUGGAAAAGGUAGGAUAAGGUAGCUUUGGAUAUAUUUUUAAAACAGAGAAUAUUGAAACUAAAGAGAUAGUAGCAACAAAAUUUGAGAAAAGAGAGAAUCGAAGUAAUGGUUCAACAAGUAUGUUAGUUAGAGAGAUCAAAGUAUUAUUAGAAUUAAGUGGGGUGGAAGGUAUAAAAAAUAAUUAUUGUAUAAAGGAUUCCCAUAGAUUCAAUAUUAUGGAAGAGAUGAAAAUUAUAAUUAUUGCAUGAUUACUUAUUUAGGUCACAAUUUAGAAUACUUACUAAGAAGAAGCAAAGGAUUUUCAUAAUUAUCUUGUCUUAAAUUAUCUCUUCAAUUAAUUGAAAGAUUGGAAUCUUUGCAUAAUAAGAAUAUUAUUCAUAGAGAUUUAAAACCAGAAAAUAUGGUAAUUGGAUAUAUAGACACACAUAUUGUUUAUUUAAUAGAUUUUGGGUUAGCUAAAUAUUUUAAGGAUAGUAAUGGAUAACAUAUAAUACUUUCUGAUAAAAAAGGAAUCAUUGGAACUGCUAGAUAUGCAAGUAUUGCAGCUCACUAAGGAUUAGAGUAAUCUAGAAAAGAUGAUUUAGAGAGUUUAGCUUAUGUGUUAAUCUAUUUAAAUAUGGGAAAACUUCCAUGGAUGAAUCUUUAAAUUGCAGAUAAACAUGAAAAAUAUUCAACUAUACUAGAAAUGAAGAAAAAUGUUAAAUUAGAAGAAUUGACAGAAGGACUUCCUUAGGUAAAGUGAAAUUUAAUUUAGUGUUAUCUAUUAUUGUUACAACAUGCAAAAUCGAGAGAAUUUUCAGAAUCUCCAAAUUAUGCUUUUCUUAAAGAUUAAUUUAGAAAAAUUAUCAAUGAAAAAGAAUGUGAAGAAUCAUUUUACAUGUUUGAUUGGGAAAAAUUAGCAGAAGUUAAAAAUAAAAAAUAGACUCUUUAAAAUAAAUUAAUUAAUCCUCCUAUCGUUAGAAGUACAAUCAAAAGAUCUUCAGCUGUUGUUGAUAAUCCAAAAAAAUAACCUUCUACUUAUUUAAUCAUUCCUGAACCAGAAAAUUUUGAAAAUAGAAGUCGAAAUGUAAUAUUUAUAUUAUAUAUUUUAUUUAGGGAGUUAGUAUAAAUACAUAAGGAACCUCCAAGUUGAUUAAUUAUUAAGCUAGUUAAAAAAAUAUUGUUGAAGUUGAUAAAUAUAGAAGAUUCAUGCAAUAAUAAUUACCUAGAAAUUAAAGAAAAAGUCAAACUGUAGUAUAAAAAUAAUAAUAAGCUUUUUGCAAAGAAACUAGCAAACAUUUUCAUGAAAGAAUGAAAACUAUCGAAUAAGUAGAAUAAGAAUUUGAAUCCUUCAAUGAUUUAGAUUUAUUAGCUGAGGACGAUGCAAAUUUACACUUUAAAAAUAUUGAAGCUUUCUCUUUUAAACAUUAAUUGUAUCAUUGA